AUGGCGGCGCCCAUGUUGCAGAUUCUCCGCCGGCCAUUCGGUCUGGGUCGCUUGCCCGGGCCCCGACUCUCGGGGCGGCGGUGUAAGGGUCAUUUCGGGGCGCAGGACGUGCUGUUGGCGCAGAGGGCGCGGGGUCUGUUCGCGGACGUUUUCCCGGCGAAGGGCGUCGCCCCGGAGCUGCCAGAGGUCCUGGCCGGCGGCGCCCAGACCGUGUACUGCGGCUUCGACCCCACGGCCGCCUCCCUGCACGUGGGCCACCUCCUGCCGGUGCUGGGGCUGCUGCACUUCCAACGCGCCGGGCACCACGUGAUCGCCGUUGUGGGCGGGGCCACAGCGCGCCUCGGAGACCCGAGCGGUCGCAGCAAGGAGCGCGCGGCGCUGAGCGCGGAGCGCGUGCGCGACAACGCGAAGACCCUUCGCGCGUCUCUGGAGCUGCUGGCCGCGCAGCAUCAGCGGCUGUUCCACGACGGGCGGCCGUGGGGCACCUUCACGGUCCUGGACAACGCGGCGUGGUACUCGCACCUGGCGCUCGUGGACUUCCUGGGCGCCGUGGGCGGCUCUUUCCGCAUGGGCCCCCUGCUGAGCCGCCACAGCGUGCAGGCCCGCCUCGGGAGCCCGGAGGGCAUGAGCCUGGCCGAGUUCUUGUACCCGGUGCUGCAGGCCUACGACUUCUACCACCUGCACCAGCGCUACGGCUGCCGCGUGCAGCUGGGCGGCUCGGACCAGCUGGGCAACAUCAUGUCGGGCCACGAGUUCAUCCGCAG
Messenger RNA from Gracilinanus agilis (Agile Gracile Mouse Opossum), 764 nucleotides. Its product is annotated as tyrosine--tRNA ligase, mitochondrial-like. Gene Ontology annotation, cellular component: mitochondrion; cytosol. The record is from RefSeq and is a predicted model, not a curated record. Gene Ontology annotation, molecular function: tyrosine-tRNA ligase activity; ATP binding. Lineage: Eukaryota; Metazoa; Chordata; Mammalia; Didelphimorphia; Didelphidae. The transcript has a single exon. Gene Ontology annotation, biological process: tyrosyl-tRNA aminoacylation. The annotation marks the transcript as partial.